AUGGCGAUUAAGGGUUUUAUCAUAAUCUUCACAAUGGCACUGCUUGCUUUAACUGGCGCCCAACCAGUGGGCCAUGCGGAGAUGGAAAUGGAAGUGGAAUCGAUGGUGACCACAAGGCGACCCAAUCUGGUCAUCCAGCAGAUGGACGACGACUCCAUGAGGUAUCACUUCAUCACCGAACAUCGUCCCACUUCGCUGGGCCAGAAUUACUACCUGAAGCCCGGCCAAUUAGUGGGCACAGUCACCCUGGACUCGGACAUCCUGCAGGUGAGACACGACCAGGACGAUGGCAAACCGGUAGCCAGCAAGCACAACAUCCUGUUCGUGGCCUACGCCAAGGAUCUGGCCCACAAAUCCAAACCAUAA
Molecule: messenger RNA, 366 nt
Organism: Drosophila rhopaloa
Lineage: Eukaryota; Metazoa; Arthropoda; Insecta; Diptera; Drosophilidae
Exons: 1
Coding region: 1-366 (121 amino acids)
Source: RefSeq, a predicted model, not a curated record